AUGUCCGACAGACUCACACAGCUCCAAAUAUGCCUCGACCAACUUGUCGAACAAUUCUGUGCCACAUUAAACUACGUUGACAAAAACCAUGAUUUCAUACCAACAGAAGGUGAAGAACGUCUAGUGGAUCCACAGGCAACUAUAGCAGAACCAAAAGAAUUUCAAUCUACAAUGAAUGAAUUAUCGACAGAUUUGAUACUUAAGACAAGACAGAUCCUUACAUUGAUAACGUCAUUGCCUGGUGCUGGAGUUUCACCAAAGGAUCAAAUUUCAAAGAUUAAUGAAUUACAAAAUGAAUUGAAUAAAGUUGAACAGGAGAAAAUUGAAAAAAUAAGGCAAAAAGAUGAAUUAUUAGAAUGGUGUAAUGGAUUAAUUACAGGGUUUUCAAAGGAUUUAAUUGAUUCAAGAAGAAAUUAG
Molecule: messenger RNA, 417 nt
Organism: Hansenula ciferrii
Lineage: Eukaryota; Fungi; Ascomycota; Saccharomycetes; Phaffomycetales; Wickerhamomycetaceae
Gene: SRB7
Product: Srb7p
Exons: 1
Coding region: 1-417 (138 amino acids)
Biological process (GO): regulation of transcription by RNA polymerase II
Cellular component (GO): mediator complex
Molecular function (GO): transcription coregulator activity
Source: RefSeq, a predicted model, not a curated record